Molecule: messenger RNA, 3244 nt
Organism: Vombatus ursinus (common wombat)
Lineage: Eukaryota; Metazoa; Chordata; Mammalia; Diprotodontia; Vombatidae
Product: proline-rich protein 15-like
Exons: 2
Coding region: 468-869 (133 amino acids)
Source: RefSeq, a predicted model, not a curated record
GGGACCCAAGCGGAGGUAGCUCACUAGCUGGCUGAGCUGUAGAUACUUAAGCUCGUGGGAAAGCAGUUCCGCAGCUGCCCCACCCACCCAUCUCCCUCCCUGUGGGGGAACUGGCGGCCGGUGGCACCUACUGCGAGGGGAUGGGAUCCCGAAACCCUGUGCCUUCUACGGAGCAUCCCCUGGCGCCAGGACACCUGCCGGAGAAAGGCUACUGCCCCCUACCUUCUCCUGCCAUAGUGGAGUAAGCGCAGGGCAGCCACACUCUCUCCUCAGCUAUCCCCAACUCCGCCUCAGGACCGAAGCCCAUCUGAGCGCCCCUUUCUUCUCCGCUCCGCUCUUCCCUGAAAAGGAAGCCAGAGCAGGGCAACGCCCCCGGCUCCAGCUGGGAGGGGGCAGGAGUGGACAAGAGGAGAAGUAAGUAGGCACCUGGCCUUGGCCUCCCGGGACCCAGGAGCGGGACAGCGGCCAUGGCUGACAGCAGCGGCCCGGGCAGCGGCGGCAGCAGCAGCAGCAGCUCCACUCCCUGGUGGAAAUCAUUCACCAACAGCAGCAGGAAGAAAGGCAAGGACAGUAGUGGGGGCGGGAGUGGAGGGGCGCAGCCUCCGUCCCCUGCAGGCCCGCAGCGGGGCCCCAGGGAGCCCUCUCCGCCCAGCCCGGACUGCCAGCACCCCGGCCUCCCGGGCGCCGCCGACACCAGGCUCGAUCGUUCGGGCGAGGAGAAAUCAGGCGGCAGCCGCCGCAACCUGAAGAUCUCGCGCUCCGGCAGGUUCAAAGAGAAGAGGAAGGUGCGGGCCACCCUGCUCCCGGACGGGACCAAGCCCCAGGAGGACUCGGAAUUUCCCUGCGCCGCUCACGAUGAGAGGCAGUAGCCCAGGCGCCCCGGCGCUGCCCUCCAGACUCCAGAUCUUGGGAGAGCCCGGAGGUACAGCGGGACAGGAGCUCCACCGGCUCUGCUCCCCCUCCCCCAAUCUGAACUUAAUAUCCACAUUAUGCCCUGGGAGCCCUCAUUACCCUGUCGAUGGAAGGGACCGUGGAGUUCUCGGUAUUUUAGGACUCAAUGAGGCAUCGACUUUUAAGAGAAACCACCUGCUAUUUGGCGUUUAUUUAAUACAAUUAUUUUUCAAAAGACUCACGGGUUCCUUCCUCCACAACCACCCCCUUUUUUAUUUGGGGGAGGAGGAGAAGAGUGCCUUCUCAAACUUAGCUCCACCAAAGAGGAGUUUCCAUUGUGAUUCAGAACCUUCUCUCUACAAAGUGCCAGGACAGUAUUUCCUGUAUGGGAAAGGCACUUUAAAAGUGUCAGUAGCAGCCCACGGUGGUACCAGUGUGCUUAGAACCACGCCUACCGAGAAGGUUUUUAAGCAGGGCAGGGGAGUGGAAAUCGAGGAAUCUGGAAGCCAGAUCUUGGCUUUGCAUCUGGGUUCUUCCAUCUGCGUGACCUUGAGUAAGUCAAGAGCCUGUAGGCCUUUCCUCCUCCUCCUCCUCCUCCUCAGUAAAGAGAGUGGGUCAGACCGGAUGACCCCUGAGUCCUCUGCCAGCUCUAAAUCUGUGAUUUUGGCAGUCUGGAUUUCUUUCCAUCCUGCAGCACCAAACAAGAAUGCCUCUUUUUAGUGUGGACCAUUAAAAGCGGCUUGCAGAGUCAGACUUUUAGGGUGACUCCUGUUUCUGUCUUUCUCCCCCCCCCCCCCCAUCACGAAACUCAUCCAACUUAAAACAGGAAAGUCUUGGGAACAGAGAGUUAAUCAUUUGCCAGAUAUAUUACAGCUAUAAGGCUCUAACUAGAAGAACCCUUUCCAGAGACAGCAGGGGCAAAAGCUGUAAAUGUGGAAUGAUUUGCAAAUCAAAUUCUGGAGGAAUGGAGAAAGGGAGAGCUAAGCCAUGAUCCCCAAACUCACCUUUUAUUUGGUAGCAUUUUUCCGGGAGUAUUGUAUUUCCCGUUGCUAGUAACCCAACCUUUUCAUCCUCCAUAAGCAGGCAAACUUUGAAAGACUGACAAUGAUGUAGAGAGAGAAAUUGUUUCCAACAGAUGGACAGUACCUUUUACAUUUGGGCAAUGGAGAAUUUUUGUUCUGCUUCUUUGCUUCAGAUGAUUUCUGUAUGCUGAAGCAUGCUUUUGUUUAGUAUGAGAAGCAACAGGUGAAGCUUUGCCGCAACAACGUACCUAUUUGCUUUGACCGUGCUCUUCAAGAAAGAGUAAGCGAAUCCCCCCUGCUUUCAGGGAAUGACAAUAGAGUUAUUGUAACAGGAAGAGGCCGAGGGAACCUUUCUUUCCCCAGCCCACUGCAUUUAUAAAUAGGGAGAAACUCAGAUGAAAUACUAACUUUGGCGACAAGGCUUCCAUUAUUUAUAAGCCAGGAGCUGAAGGAAAUCUCUGGAUUUGGUGGAAGGAGGGACCUGAGGGUGUGUGUGUGUGUGUGUGUGUGUGUGUGUGUGUGUGUGUGUGUGUGUGUGUGUGUGUGUGUACAUAUAUGUGGGUAUAUUUAUAUAUACAUAUAUGUCUAUUUUAAAAAUUAAAUUGGGUCACUGGGGAAGUAGUCAGACAUGAAGGCUGUCAUCUGAGUUGAAGCAGAAAAUGAACCAAAGACACCAAGUUGAAAAGGAUAGAACUGAGAUGAAUCCAUCAGUGUUGUUCACAUGAGGAAACUGACAGAAUAGACAUGGGAAAUUCAAAAAGAUGAUGUUGUUUUAUAUGUGAAUACCCACAGACCAACCACCUCUCAAAAGGAAAUUCUAGUUGAUCUGAGUGAUGGCGAACAGUUAUAUGCAUUAGAAUACAGUAUUGAGUCUGUAAAGUUAUUAUUUUUUAAAGAAGUCGCUUUUUUUGGGCAUCAGUUUUCAUUCUGAGAAAUUAAAGUAGUUUUUUUUUGGAGGAGGGAGACUUUGGAUAUAUUUUUAAAAAUUUAACAAAAAGAAGACAAAAGAAAAGAUGGGACUGAUUGUCGUGAGAGAAAACGAGGAGGUCUGUCAGGUCAUUUGGAGGAAUUUUAAUUGGUGAUAGAAUUGAGGUUGUCUGGGGAGAGGUCUGGAGAGUCAGCAUCACAUACUUUAAAACCUCAACCCAAAAUGUCAGUAGAAAAUUAAAAUGAUGAGAGUAACUAUUUUCAGAAGAAAUAUUUAAUGAUCUGAAAUACUACCUGCAAGGACUGUUUAGGAAAACAGUAUUCUCUCACAGCAUGACUAAUAUGGAAAUACGUUUACAUGAUUGCACAUAUAUGGACUGUAUCAAAUUGCUUAUCAUUUUAGG